ACUCGGAGCCUGUACUCGGGCCCUGUAUCGCCGUAUUAAAUCACACUGUAAAUCCAAGCGCGAUGGCAUUAUUGCUCGGAAGACAAUCGAGUCAUUCAUGACGGCACUGAUCUCCUUCUAUGUUCCCCCGGACGCGCAAGGCUCCCGAGGCCGCGGCAUUCAUUUCAACGAGAAUCCUUCAGGACGGCCGAAUGAGGAAGUGCCCUUGAAGCAUCCAAGGCGCUAAUGAUCCUGCAGCUCCCAAAUAUAAUUUUCGUUCCCGAUGCGGAGGCUAGUGAAUAACGGAGUGAACAGGACCGCAGUGCGAGCGACUCCGGGAUUUGAUUGCAGCACAGUGCCGCAGACGGGCUGGCGGGCUGGCGGGCUGUGUCUCCUGUACCUCUUUCGCUCGCGGAUUCCAUCUCCCCGCAGCCCGCACCAGAAUUUCACUAUCAGGAGCAUGCAGUCACACCGCAACCUGCGAACCUCUGCAGAUUUUAUGAAAACGCUCCGUAAUAACCCCCGCUUUUCUUAGAGGGCGGUUUUCCCUCCCUUACCAGAUUCUCUAUUCUCCCUCGGCGACCUCUCGGUUACGACAACGACACUGUACUGCUGCAGUGCAGGCCUUCGUCCCGGAGAUGUCGCGUGUACCAGAGGGUGUGGAACUCUUUCUUCUGACGGAGGACAAGGAGGCGGGCAUCAAAGGAUUCCAGUGUGCCUGCCUGCUCUACUCUGCUUUGCUUUUCGUUUCUUUUCCUUCGUCUGCCCCUACCUCAGGCAAUCCAACCUUCCAGCGCUCCUCCUCCUUUGGCCUUUUCUCCAAAUACCCGCCUGCAACCAACCUUCCCUCAAUAUGGUCAACCACAUCCCACCAUCCACAGCCCCUCUUCCCUCGACUCGACUUGCGUCAUACGUUUGAAUGUACCUCACCGUUUCCAUCAUUCACCAUCCUCGAAACGCGUCCUCGAUCGGUAGUAGCCCUGCUAUGUCAUGAGAGAGAGAACGAGUGAGACAGACCGAGUGAGAACAUUGGAGUCCUUUCAGAGGCGGAAGCUGCAUAGGACGGCAGGAGUCGAGGGAUAGGGGCGGGGCGCGAGCAUAUUUUGCGGGCUCGGACGGGUGGCUGGCAGGGCAUGAGAUCAGACUGGAAGCGCAUACGCAUCGGAUAUCGUCAUCAUCUUCGUCGAAAGUGCAUGACUGCUGUUCAUGAGAGCUUGCAAGCAUUGAUGUGCAUCUGCCACGACUUAUGAUCAGCCUUUGUCCUAUUAUGCUGGGUACGAGUAGACAGCCAUGAUCAAUCCGCAGCAGUGAUGCCAUUGUGGCCCGAAAUGAUACUGUCCAGCGAUGGCAGAUUUGUUGCUUUGUUCUGGUCGUUUUGGUUCUAACGCUUGUCUAGCCGAGGUGCAUUCGUAACGCUAAGGGAUAUUGCCGAGAGGGAAAACAGACCUGGCCCUGGCCUUGGGUGGGUGGCGGCCGAGGCCUCGCACCAGUCAAUCUCUCUUUCAGGUGCCGGGUUCAACCCCACCCUCCCCCGCCCCCCCCCCAUUUACAGUACCAUCUGUGACCAGAGAUAGAGGAGACUUCCCCUUUCUUCCUAGUUCUCGGUAGAGGCUCUGUGUCUCGUCUGCUCGACCCUUCCUGGUCAGACUUCCGAUCCGUGAUCAGCAGUGUCACGGUCGCAGAGUGUGCAUACGCUCUGAGAGAGAGAGAGAGAGAGAGAGAGAGAGAGAGAGAGAGAGAGAGAGAGAGAGAGAGAGAGAGAGAGAGAGAGAGAGAGGUCAGCGUAUUUGCCAGUGGGCGUACCGACCUAACCUUACCAACAGUCAUGUUAGUCAUCCGAGCUAACCCUCUCGUGGGUCCGAGCAGAAUCUGUGGCGAUAUGCCCAGCUUUCGGCAGAUCCCACUUCUUCCGGGCUGGUGAACUGUAAAAGAAGAACAAAGUCCUGCGCUAUCCACAUGAAUUUUGGCCCCCUGUAGCGUUGUCAUAUAUUUCAUACUCGGUCCAAUGUCGAUGGGGAGCCGGGAGCUGGGGAGGACGUGCAGGCACUGGGGGACCAAUCAGACGUCCAUUGUCCUAUAUAACGAACGGGAACCCGCUCCCGAUGUCUAGAGCUGGGUGAUAGUAGGGGGGACUCGUGAAUCCCCUGAGUGACACUAGCCCAGUGGCAUGGCACGGCAAGCCAAGUCAAAACCGACUUCACGCCAAUGCUGACUAGCGCCCCGCUGAGCUGCUGGACCGCUGGCGGUGCUGGUGAUGGUGCUGGGCGGCAGCUGGUAACACAAACGGAAGGCCACACUUUGGAAAGGGGGAGCCGGCUGGAAAUCCAGACUUCAAAGCCGGUUCUGCUGCCAGUCAAGGCCGGUGUCAGCUGCGAAACAGUUGCCGCUGACCGCCUGUUAGAAUCAGAGUACCGAUCGAGCCGAUAUGGCCGAAAAUGGCAACCAUGUCGCCCCCACCACAUACACACACCAAGGCCCAAAGCAAGAUGAGCCAGCCAGCCGGUCAGUCAGACCGUCUCUUGAGAAUGUCAGUGAUGAAGUUCAGAGCGCGUCCAUCUAAAUUCGACGACUCUGAGCUUGUGAGCAACAGUGGUCCAGUUCGAUCUACGUGAAGGGAACGUACGUUUCCAUCUUCCUAUCCCCUCGCCCCCUCCCUCAGCAGGGACCCAUUCCAUUCUUUCCCUUGUCCUUUGCGGUACCCUCGAACAUUGCAGAUGAUCUGUCUGCGUAUCGAAUGUUUAUGCAUUUCUUUCCAGAACAUUUGGCAGCGUUAAUAAUUGUUUUUGUGACCGGGUACUGUUCGUGGGUCUUUGGACAGUAAAGUUUCGGGGGCCCUUAGGACAGGACGCACGACAUCUGUCAUGCAUGGGCCGAAACUUGAGCUUUAGGGAUGGUUAUGACCCGCACCAUGUGUGUUUACGUAUGAUGACUAGUCUGGGACAGAUUCUGCAAAGUUCGUGAGUGCUCCCAGAUCUUGGACCUGUUGGGACGCUCGGAGGUAUUUCUAUUCUCUCGGAAAGAGGUUUCUUCUUUCUUUCAUACUCCUGACGUGAACUUCAAGGCUUCAGAUAUGUAGGAGCUACAGUUCUCUGGGCGAAUGUACACAGCACAAGCUGACAAAGCUCAACACUCCAUAAGCUACCAUAACUUCUCCACUGACUUUUCGAAGCAUGCAAGUCAUCGGUGACCAUCCUUCCUUGAUUAGAGCACGAAUCGGACCCGCCGACUGUCGAAGGACGUGAGGGGAUGCUUUUCGUGCGAAACGAGAGAAAUCUACAAGUCGAGGGUGGUGGGUUCGCGCAGGGCUCAGCUUUGACAGCCUCCUGAUUUGAGCAGAAGUUGGAAGAGUCCUGAGAGAAGGAGCUGGUCAAGUGGCUGAAUUGUUUUUGUCCAUCUGGUGAAUGAAAGCUAAAAACAAGAAGUUACUUCCACCAAGGAGCAAAAAUCACACGGAUGCUACCUGUGAUCAGGAUAAUAUCGCAAGUGUUAACGACGGGCAGCAUCACAGGAGUCCAUGGAGACUUAGACAUGACUGGACAAUGGUCAGUCUAGUGAAGUGACGUUGUCUACAAUAGCACAGCAAAAUGGUUAGAACUAGACAUAGCUCAUUUUGUUCUUCCUUCUUCACCUACAAGUGAAGGGGUCAUGUUGACCGUGGUGAAGUUGGAAUUUAAGCUUGGUCAGCUAAUACACCCAUUUUUGUACGUUCACGAGACAAUCUGCUUUUACAGACUUGAUUGCACAAUUGUCGAGUUCGGUGCAACAGUGUCUCUGAUCUCUUUGGGCCUCAGCUACUUCACACACUCUCCGAUUCCCCCACUUAUGUGCCUGUGUCAAUUUAUGACGGUGUGCACUUAUGUUCUUCUCACGAGAGCCUCACUCCCACC
Messenger RNA from Marchantia polymorpha subsp. ruderalis, 3866 nucleotides. NCBI's taxonomy places the organism in Eukaryota, Viridiplantae, Streptophyta, Marchantiopsida, Marchantiales, Marchantiaceae. The record is from the annotation of a GenBank genome assembly.